Molecule: messenger RNA, 583 nt
Organism: Rhizopus microsporus ATCC 52813
Lineage: Eukaryota; Fungi; Mucoromycota; Mucoromycetes; Mucorales; Rhizopodaceae
Exons: 3
Biological process (GO): cytoplasmic translation
Cellular component (GO): cytosolic large ribosomal subunit
Molecular function (GO): structural constituent of ribosome; mRNA binding
Source: RefSeq, a predicted model, not a curated record
AGGCUUGAGAUUUGUUCUUUCUCUGGUCACAGAAUCUAUCCUGCCAAGGGUAAGACCUAUGUUCGUACUUUCAAGUUCAUCAACGGUAAGGCCGAGUCUUACUUCCUUCAACGUUUGAACCCUCGUAAGAUCAGAUGGACCGUGAUCUACCGUCGCUUGAACAAGAAGGGUAUCACCGAAGAAGUUCAAAAGAAGCGUUCUCGUCGUACCGUCAAGCACGAACGUGCUGUUGUUGGUGCCUCUUGGGAUGCUAUCCGUGCCAAGCGUAGUCAAAAGCCUGAUGCUCGUGCUGCUGCUCGUCAAGCUGCUAUUGCCAAGAGCAAGGAAGCCAAGAAGGCUGCUGCUGCUGCAAAGAAGGCCAACCCCUCUGCUGGUAACCAAGCCAAGGUCAGCAAGCAACAAGCCAAGGGUUUCGCUCCCAAGGCCGCUGCCACUUCUCGUUAAAUUGUGUGAUAAUAAAAAAUGUUGCUAAAUUUGAACAUUAAAACUAUUUUCAUUAUGUGUGUUUGCCUUCUGUGUAAUUUUAGAAUUCAUUGUGUCAUAAAUAGUUUAACCCUACGAAAAGGGAUAUUUUAUCCGAACA